This is a messenger RNA of Abrus precatorius (Indian licorice), 891 nucleotides long. RefSeq names its product TOG array regulator of axonemal microtubules protein 1-like. The transcript has 5 exons. Gene Ontology annotation, biological process: microtubule cytoskeleton organization. Gene Ontology annotation, molecular function: microtubule binding. The record is from RefSeq and is a predicted model, not a curated record. NCBI's taxonomy places the organism in Eukaryota, Viridiplantae, Streptophyta, Magnoliopsida, Fabales, Fabaceae. Gene Ontology annotation, cellular component: cytoplasmic microtubule. The coding region runs from base 1 to 891 and encodes 296 amino acids.
AUGGCUCUCAGACCCAUCGAUAACGCUCUUCCAACAACCCCAGAGAGACCCAGAAAACAACCCAAGAUCGCCGUUGCAACCCAAAAACCACAAGACCGUGCUCUGAAUGAUGAAAACAAAGUUCCAUUGCCCUCUUCUAGUGAUACCGCCAUUGAUUAUAUCUCCUCCGACAACCUUAAACCCAUGUCGGACCCUGAAGUUAAGAUUCAGAGCUUGAUUGAAGAUUUGGAUUCAAAAAAUUGGACCAAGGUCUGUGAGUCACUGAAUGAUGCUAGGCGUUUCGCAUUGUACCACUCUUCUCUUCUAUUCCCCAUCUUGGGAAAAAUUGUGCUGGUGGUGGCAAAGACAAUGAAGAACCCUCGGAGUGCUCUGUGCAAAACUUCUAUCAUGGCUGCUUCUGAUAUUUUCAAUGCCUUUGGUGACAAGUUGCUUGACCCCUCCACCUCUGAUGCAUUUGAUGGCUUGCUGCUGCAGCUUCUGCUGAAAGCAUCUCAAGAUAAAAGGUUUGUGUGUGAAGAAGCUGAUAGAGCUCUUGGCUCAAUGGUGGGUUCCAUGACCCCCCUUCCACUGCUUCAGAAACUAAGGCUCUAUGUGAGUCACACUAACCUAAGAGUCAGGGCUAAGGCUGCAAUUUCUCUCUCCAACUGUGUCUCCAAGAUGGGGCUUAAAGAAAUGGAGGAGUUUGGGUUGACUGAGCUGAUAGAAGUGGCAGUGGAUUUACUGAAUGAUAGACUUCCAGAGGCAAGAGAUGCAGCUAGAAGUAUUGCAACUUCCAUGUAUGAGGCACUCACUAAGGAUGUGGAACAGAAGAUGGAGUUUUGGCAGAGCUUCUGCCAAUCCAAGUUACCACCAAUUCAUGCUAUUUCAAUUUUGAAGAUAGUUAAGCCUUAG